Molecule: messenger RNA, 759 nt
Organism: Homarus americanus (American lobster)
Lineage: Eukaryota; Metazoa; Arthropoda; Malacostraca; Decapoda; Nephropidae
Product: mRNA decay activator protein ZFP36L3-like
Exons: 1
Coding region: 1-759 (252 amino acids)
Source: RefSeq, a predicted model, not a curated record
AUGAUCAUCAAAGAAAAAAUCUGUCGUGUUGUUAGCUCACCUGAGGCAGUUCACCACACCCAGUACCUGCGUGAUAUUUUCCCCUCUCGUCUACUGAACGUUAAGCCCGGCCCAGCUGUGUCACCCGGCCCAGCUGUGUCACCCGGCCCAGCUGUGUCACCCGGCCCAGCUGUGUCACCCGGCCCAGCUGUGUCACCCGGCCCAGCUGUGUCGCCCGGCCCAGCUGUGUCACCCGGCCCAGCUGUGUCACCAGCAGCUGUGUCACCCAGCCCAGCUGUGUCACCCGGCUCAGCUGUGUCACCAGCUCAGCUGUGUCACCCGGCCAGCUGUGUCACCCGGCCCAGCUGUGUCACCCAGCAGCUGUGUCACCCGGCCCAGCUGUGUCACCAGCAGCUGUGUCACCCGGCCCAGCUGUGUCACCAGCAGCUGUGUCACCGGCCCAGCUGUCACAUGCACCCAGCCCAGCUAUGUCACCCAGCAGCUGUGUCGCCCAGCACUGUGUCACCCGGCCCAGCUGUGUCACCAGCCCAGCUGUGUCACCCGGCCCAGCUGUGUCACCCACAGCUAUGCACCCGGCCCAGCUGUGUCACCCAGCUCAGCUGUGUCACCGGCCCAGCUGUGUCACCCAGCUCCAGCUGUGUCACCCAGCCCAGCUGUGUCGCCCAGCCCAGCUGUGUCACCCGGCCCAGCUGUGUCACCCAGCAGCUGUGUCGCCCGGCCCAGCUGUACCCACCAUGGAACACCGCUGCGGGCUGGUGA